CUUUUUUAGGAAGAUGUUUGCUUGGGGCAAGACAGAUGAUGGGGGUUGGCAUCCUGGUUGGCUCGCGGCAUCUAUAGCUAUAGUCCUACUUUUAGUUUUUAUAGCUUGUUUCAGUUUGCGUAAUUUGCUAUUUCUUAGACAAACAACGACUUGAGCACUUAUACUUUUCAGUUUUUCAGGAGAGAAUUAUUUGAGGACAACUGCAUCCACAAUGUUUCACCUCUGGCACACCCAUCUUUUGCCAAUUUGUCAGCUUUCUCGUUUGCUUCCCUGAAUAUAUGGUAAAAGCCAACACAAUUGACAAGUUUUGCCAGAUAGUCUAUAUGAUUCAGGUCAUUUGAAAGGGUUAGAGGUCCUCGAACAGGAGAGGACAAGACACCCAUCCCAAUGCCAUAGUAAAAUCACUCUCUAUGACCAGAUUGUUAUUCACAAAUUGUUGACAGAACAAUAGCGGAUUGAGUAUCGCUUUAACUUCGGCUUCAAAUGCCAAUCCAUGACCCACAUUCUUUGAGAAGUAACCUAAGAUGACAUAGUUGAAAUUUCGAAGGAUACCUCCCACCCCACAUUGACCAGUGAUAGAGAUGAAGCUGGGGUUGCUCAAUGUUGCCAUUGUAGUGGUAAUUUUAUUAUGCAGCUUGAAUACAUUGCUUGGGAUUAGGUUUAUGAUUGAUAGAGAAGAAUGCUUCUCUCAUAAUGUUCAGUAUGAAGGGGAUACAGUUCAUGCUUCAUUUGUUGUCAUCAGCACUGAUUCAUCUUUGCACUAUACUCAAGAAGGUUUAGACCUUGUGGUGAAGGGACCUUCUGGUGAUCAAAUUCAAGAUUUUCAAAACAAGAUAAGUGAGAAAUUCGAAUUCGUGGCUCGACACAAAGGACCCUAUCGCUUCUGCUUCACCAAUAAGUCUCCUUAUCGCGAAAAAAUCGAUUUUGAUGUGCAUUCAAACCACUUUCCACCCACUGAUCAGCAUGUGAAAGAUGAGCAUUUGACUCCUUUGUUAGAUCAGAUCAUAAAGUUAGAGGAAGCUCUUUUCAACAUUCAGUAUGAACAGCAUUGGCUUGAGGCACAGACAGAACGCCAGGCAAUAGUAAAUAAUGCUAUGAGCUCCAGAGCGAUUCACAAGGCCAUACUUGAAUCAGCAGCAUUAAUCGGUACCAGCAUUCUGCAAGUUCAUCUUCUUCACCGCCUCUUUGAAAGAAAGCUUGUGACGUAGAAAACUGCAAUGAAUGGAUAUGUAUGUUGAUUUUGGAGAAAAACUUCUCAGCUCCACUCAAUUUUGUUUGUAUUUUAAGUUAAUUUGUAUGAUAGGGAUCAGCUGAUUCAGAAUCAUUUAGCAGCUUUGGUUUCCUUUUUUAUUUAAGGGCAAUUCUGCACAUGAAUUAUACUUUUGUCACCCUGUUAUGCUACACAAGAGAUAUGCUAUGUACUGUUAACA
Molecule: messenger RNA, 1430 nt
Organism: Lotus japonicus
Lineage: Eukaryota; Viridiplantae; Streptophyta; Magnoliopsida; Fabales; Fabaceae
Product: transmembrane emp24 domain-containing protein p24beta2-like
Exons: 5
Coding region: 582-1208 (208 amino acids)
Biological process (GO): endoplasmic reticulum to Golgi vesicle-mediated transport; intracellular protein transport; Golgi organization
Cellular component (GO): Golgi apparatus; endoplasmic reticulum-Golgi intermediate compartment; endoplasmic reticulum
Source: RefSeq, a predicted model, not a curated record